Molecule: messenger RNA, 1224 nt
Organism: Hyaloperonospora brassicae
Lineage: Eukaryota; Oomycota; Peronosporomycetes; Peronosporales; Peronosporaceae
Source: the annotation of a GenBank genome assembly
AUGCACGAAGAGGAGCGUGUAGACGGCACUGAAGCGAGCAACGAAGACGAGGAGGAGGAGGAGGAGAUCGUGACGCUGUCGGAUGUGCUCAAGCACAACGAGCACAUGACAGAGACGGCAGACGCCGUCCUGGGCGACGCCAGCGACACAAACUGCAGUUACCCGAUGGGGUACAUCCGUCAGGCCGUUUACGCAUGCAUGACGUGUACCCCCGAAUCUCUGGAGAAGCCCGAGACGCGCGCAGGUGUGUGUUUGGCGUGUACGUACAAUUGCCACCACGACCACGAGCUCGUGGAGCUGUACACAAAGCGCAUGUUUCGCUGCGACUGUGGCAAUGACAAGUUCCCAACGACCAUGUCGUGCAAGUUGGAAGCCGAGAAGGCGCCGACGAACCAGCGAAACACUUAUUCUCAAAACUAUGGUGGAGUCUAUUGCAAUUGCCAUCGACCGUAUCCCGAUCCAGAACGCACAACAGCAGACGUGAUGGUGCAAUGCGUCAUCUGCGAAGACUGGUUGCACGAGGAACACCUUUUCAACGACGGUGACGUGGAACACGGUGAUGCUGAGAAGGAUGCCUUACGGUCUACAGACAAAGACUCGCCCACGAGUGGCGAUGCCGACAGCGCUGUGGAUCUAGGAACCGCGAUGUUGUCUGAAAAGUUUGACGAGCUCAUUUGCCUCGAGUGUAUGAAAAAGUACCCGUUUCUCAUGGCGUACGCAGAAAGCAGCUCGGUUGUGCAAGCUACAGAGGAAGAGAACACUAGUGAAGAGUCGUCCAAUGUGACGCCGGCUGGCACGAGUGAAUGCGUGCUCAAGCUGAAGCAGAAGGAGCAGCAUGUGGGAAUGGAGAGCUCGACAGUUUUGCGACCGACUUUCUGGUCGAGUGAUUGGCGCAAUGACCUCUGUCGAUGCUCGUCGUGCAUUGCGUUGUUUGAGAAGCACGGCAUUGCUUUUCUGCUAGACUCGGAUGAUGCUCUGCACGUGUACGAAGCCAGUGCUCGGGAGAAGAAAAGCGCUUCGGACGAGGAAGUCGCGCAGCGUGCAUUUGCGAACAAGCUAACCCACGAACAACAAGUGGAAGUAGCGGUGGGCUAUAGCGUCAUGAAGACCAACCUUCAGCAGUAUCUCGCAGGCUUUGCCGCUGAAGGCAAGACGGUACGAAAAGAAGAUAUCCAGCAGUUUUUCGAGAGGUUGAGCCAAACCAAGCGGCAGAAGACGGAGUAA